Molecule: messenger RNA, 1223 nt
Organism: Pipra filicauda (Wire-tailed manakin)
Lineage: Eukaryota; Metazoa; Chordata; Aves; Passeriformes; Pipridae
Product: WD repeat-containing protein 70
Exons: 11
Coding region: 56-1162 (368 amino acids)
Biological process (GO): regulation of DNA double-strand break processing
Cellular component (GO): nucleus; site of double-strand break
Molecular function (GO): protein binding
Source: RefSeq, a predicted model, not a curated record
GUCCCGCCCGGCCGUUUCCUGCCGGCGGCUGUUGUGGAUCCGGGGCAGGCGCAGCAUGGAGCCGGCGGCGGAGGGCGACGCAGAGAUGCUGGGGGCACCCGACCCGGAGCUGGCGGCCACCAUGGGGUUCUCGGGCUUCGGGAAGAAAGCUCGGACUUUCGACCUCGAAGCGAUGUUUGAGCAAACGAGAAGAACCGCAGUAGAGAGGAGCAGAAAGGUCUUGGAGGCCCGUGAAAGAGAAAAGGAAGACCAGACUGAAAAGGAGUUUAGAAUUCCAUGCGCUGAGUCAUCAGCUUCAGCAUCCAGUGCAACAGGAGCUGGGUCCACAUUAACUGAAAGAGAGAUAGUCAGUAGUGAAAGUGAGGACGGCUCAAAUGAAGAGUUAACUGGUCCUUCCAUGCAACCCCAGAGUUCUACUAAAGGUCCAGCUGAGGAUACUGAUGAUGAUGAUGAUGAAUUCAUUGGGCCACCACUUCCACCAGGGUUCAAGGAUAGUGAUGACGAUAAUGACAAUGAUGAUACAGAGGAAGAAGAUAAUAACCCUGUCAAGAAAAUUCCAGAUUCACAUGAAAUUACACUCCAACAUGGAACAAAGACAGUUUCUGCUUUGGGGUUAGAUCCUUCAGGUGCUCGUUUGAUAACUGGUGGAUAUGACUAUGAUGUAAAAUUUUGGGAUUUUGCUGGAAUGGAUGCCUCUCUCCAAGCUUUUCGGUCACUCCAGCCUUGUGAAUGUCACCAAAUCAAAUCUUUGCAAUAUAGCAGCACAGGAGAUGUCAUUCUCGUUGUCUCUGGUAACUCUCAGGCAAAAGUGCUUGACAGAGAUGGCUUCCCAGUAAUGGAAUGCAUAAAAGGAGACCAGUACAUUGUGGAUAUGACAAACACAAAGGGUCACACAGCAAUGCUCAAUUCAGGCUGUUGGCAUCCAAAAAUAAAGGAAGAAUUUCUGACAUGUUCUAAUGAUGGAACUGUGAGGACAUGGGAUGUUAACAAUGAAAAAAAGCACAAAAGUGUAUUUAAGCCUCGAUCAGCUCAAGGGAAACGGGUGAUUCCUACAACUUGCACAUACAGCAGAGAUGGUAAACUUAUUGCAGCUGGCUGUCAAGAUGGCUCUAUCCAGAUCUGGGAUAGGAAUAUGAGUUAUAAACCCAGUAAAACUUCCUAAUGGCAUGAAGCUUGAGAAUUCAUCCUAAGUGUAAACUUGUUCUAACAGAAUAAUAAAUUUU